AUGCAGAUAUCUUCAGCAGAAGCAGUGGUGACCUUAACAUCGUCGGGCAACUCGUUGCUUCAGGGUCUCCUGCGAUUCACGAGGAACAAGCCUCUCGGCGCAAUUAUGGGGAUCAUCAUCGUCCUAGUUGUGCUGAUGUCGGUUUUCGCCGAUGUCAUAUCGCCGUACCAUCCUCUCGAUACCAACCCUAUAAUGGCCAGAGAACCCCCAGACCGGGAGCACUGGAUGGGGUACGAUGAAGUUGGCCGCGACGUUCUAAGCCGCGUUAUUUUCGGUUCAAGGAUCUCGCUAAUAGUCGGUAUCACCUCGGUUGUGUUCGGUACGGUCUUAGGAUCGGUGUGGGGCCUGGCGAGUGGCUAUCUGGGCGGCAAGUUCGACCUCAUCACCCAGCGCGCCGUAGAGGUGUGGAUGAGUUUCCCCAGCCUGGUACUCGCACUUUCGCUACUGGUGGUCCUGGGAGCAGGUCUGCAUACGGUGAUCAUCGCGGUCGCGUUCACCAGAGUACCGUACGGCGUCCGCGUAAUCAGGUCUGUAUCAAUCGCGGUCAAGGAAUUCAUGUACGUCGACGCCGCUCGCUCCAUCGGCGCGUCCGAGAUGCGAGUGAUGCUGCGCCACGUGCUGCCGAACUGUGUCGCGCCGUUCCUGAUUAUCAUGACGGCGCACAUAGGCACGGCGAUCAUAGUCGAGGCGUCGCUUGGGUUCCUGGGCAUCGGCAUACCGCCGCCGACGGCGUCGUGGGGUCAACAUGCUGGGCAGCGCGGUGGGACAGGCGAUCAAUCCCCACUGGUGGCGCAUCGUGUAUCCGGGCGUGGCAAUUGUGAUUACCGUGCUCAGCUUCAACAUAUUCGGUGA
Molecule: messenger RNA, 852 nt
Organism: Geodia barretti
Lineage: Eukaryota; Metazoa; Porifera; Demospongiae; Tetractinellida; Geodiidae
Source: the annotation of a GenBank genome assembly